AUGAAGCAAAAGCAGGAAAUUCAAGACCUUGAAAUCCUCAAGGCUGUGGCACAAGCAUGGCAUGGUCACUCCAGCAGCCGUAGGACAGCUGUCGAAUUCCACCCUCACUGCCGUAAUUUCAAGAGCAAGCCAUCAAGAUUCAAGCUUGAAGCUAUGAGCAAAGUGUCUACCAGGAAAAUUUAUGGUGCAGGUAGCUGGGAUUUUAAGCAAUCCCUUUGGGAUUCUUAUGAGCUUGUAAAUGUAUCCAAAAUGUUAGAGAUGGAGCUAAUGCUAGACCAUCCACUUUCUGCAUUGGAUGAGCUAAACUGGAAUAUUGGUAAGAAGCAUGAGAGUGAAAAAAGCUUAAGAGACUUGUUCAACAUGUCAUCGAGGAGAUUUAAUGAAGCUGAACUACCAAAAGAUAAGGGUCUAUUCUUUUUUUAA
This is a messenger RNA of Nicotiana tabacum (common tobacco), 423 nucleotides long. RefSeq lists its product as uncharacterized. The record is from RefSeq and is a predicted model, not a curated record. NCBI's taxonomy places the organism in Eukaryota, Viridiplantae, Streptophyta, Magnoliopsida, Solanales, Solanaceae.